This is a messenger RNA of Emericellopsis cladophorae, 1473 nucleotides long. Its product is annotated as Major Facilitator Superfamily. Bases 1 to 1473 code for a protein of 490 amino acids. Gene Ontology annotation, cellular component: fungal-type vacuole membrane. The transcript has 4 exons. Lineage: Eukaryota; Fungi; Ascomycota; Sordariomycetes; Hypocreales; Bionectriaceae. The record is from RefSeq and is a predicted model, not a curated record. Gene Ontology annotation, biological process: transmembrane transport. Gene Ontology annotation, molecular function: transmembrane transporter activity.
AUGGCGACAGAACAUGACCGCCAAAGUGACCCCGAGAAGCAAUCGCAGCAGUAUGCCUCUGGCGAGAUGGAAAGCAGGACGGCGCAAUCACCCGACAAGCGCGCCACCUCGAGCACUAGGGCAGAACACCACCCCUCCCUCCCGGAGGCUGACGAUGGCCACGACGACGAGUCCUCCUCCGACGAGGGAGGCGACCAGCCGUCGAUACUAGACCGCGUGCUCAGUCGCGUCACUUCGCGCUCCAGCGUCGAUCCAGGGCCGCCCCCAGACGGUGGCAUGCAGGCCUGGUCACAAUGCAUCGCCGGGCACUUUGUCAUCUCCAACAGCUGGGGCUUCAUCAACAGCUUCGGCGUCUGGCAGGACUACCUUCCCACCCUGCUCCCAGAGCGCUCCGACUUUGAAAUCUCCUUCAUCGGCUCCCUCACCGUCUUCCUGCUCUUCUUCCUCGGCACUUUCACGGGGCGCCUCGCCGACGCCGGCUACUUUCGCCCCAUCUUCCUCCUCGGCAGCUUCUUCCAGCUGCUCGGCAUCUUCAUGACCUCGCUCUGCACAAAGUACUGGCACUUUAUGCUCGCCCAGGGCAUCUGCAUCGGCAUCGGCAACGGUCUCCUCUUCUGCCCCUCCCUCGCCCUCGUCUCGACCUACUUUCUCAAGAGGAGGGCCGUGGCCAUUGGCCUGACGGCCGCCGGCUCCGUCACCGGCGGACUCAUCUUUCCCAUCAUGGCGCGCGAGCUCCUGCCCCGGAUCGGGUUCCCCUGGACCAUCAGGGCCAUUGGUCUGGUCCAGCUCGCGAGCCUCGCCAUAUCCAACUCUCUCGCCAAGCCACGCAUCAGGCCGCGCAAGACGGGACCUAUUGUCGAGUUGGCCGCCUUCCGGGAGCUCGAGUACACCUUUUACGUGACAGGAGCCUUCUGCUUCUUCUGGGGUGUCUACUUUGCCUUCUACUACCUGGCCAGAUUCUCCCGCGACGGGCUGGAGAAGGACCCCUUUAGCUUUGACAGCUCCCUCAACCUGCUGCUGGUCAUGAAUGGCGUCGGCCUCACCGGCCGGAUCAUCCCCAACUUCCUCGCCGACCGCUUUGGCGCCGUCAACAUCUUCAUCCCCAUCUGCGGCGUCACCUCGCUGCUGAGCUUCUGCUGGAUCGCCGUGGACACGCAGGGUGCCUUGUAUGCCUGGGCCGUCCUCUACGGGAUCUUUGCGGGCGGUAUCCAGAGCCUGUUCCCCGUCGCCUUGUCGUUCCUGACGACGGACCUGCGCAAGCUGGGCGUGCGCAUGGGGAUGGGUUUCACGAUUGUGUCGUUUGCCGUCCUGACGGGACCCCCCAUCGCUGGCUCCAUCAUUGACUCCACGGGGAGUUAUGUCGGAGCGCAGGCAUUCUCGGGAGCUUCCUUGGCCCUCGGGUGCUUCUUCCUGCUCUGCUCCAAGAUAGUGAAGAUGCGCAAGACGGGGAUGGGCUGGCGAGGCAAGAUCUGA